Molecule: messenger RNA, 891 nt
Organism: Dreissena polymorpha
Lineage: Eukaryota; Metazoa; Mollusca; Bivalvia; Myida; Dreissenidae
Exons: 3
Coding region: 1-891 (296 amino acids)
Biological process (GO): chromatin remodeling
Cellular component (GO): nucleus
Source: RefSeq, a predicted model, not a curated record
AUGGCUGACGUUUCUGUUGAUUCCAUGGUGGUGUUUGUCGAAUCCGGUAUCAAGGAUUAUGAUGGUUUUGGCGACGUACACGGUGGUCGAGGCUUUGGUGUCCGCAACAAGGAGGGAGAGAGAGUAUUAGAAUUUGCUCUAGCCAACGAUCUGGUUGUAGGUAACACCUGGUUUGUAAAAAGGGAGAGCCAUCUUGUCACCCACUGCUCGAGAAAUCUUAAAACGCAGAUUGACUAUAUCCUCUACCCAAAGAGGUAUCGCAGAGCAAUCACCGAUGUGAAGGUAAUUCCAAUUGAGGAUUGUGUCCAACAACAUAAUCUUCUUGUUUGUGAUAUCACUAUUUUCAUCCCCAAAGUCAACAAACGUAAAUCCACCCCUCGCAUUCGCACAUUGAAGCUGAGGGAUAAGGCUGUGGCAGACAAGUUCCGUGAUGCCUUCACUGAAAAAGUCGUUACUGGCGAUGUCGACCUUGCCAAUACUGUUGAAGAGCUGGCCAAGCAAAUGGACAGGACAAACCAAGAUGUUGUUGGUGAGAAAUGUGUUCGAAAUGAUGCGGGUGAACUGUCCCUCAGUGAUGAUGAGAAAAUGAAAGCCUGGGUGGAACACUAUUCAAAGCUACUAAACGUUGAGUUUGAGUGGCCUAGUGAGCUACUUCCUGAAGUUGCUCCUGUGGAAGGGCAUCCUCCACUAGUCACAGUAGAACAAAUUCGCAAAGCCCUCUGCAAGGUGAAAUGCGGCAAAGCCGCUGGACCGUCAGGUGUGAUUGCCGAGAUGUUGAAAGCAGCUGGUGAAGAGGGAACAGAAAUGCUGACUGAGGUCGUUUUCAGCAAUGGUGUGAUCCCCAAGGACUGGGUGGAGAGCCACAUCCUUAACCUUUACAAAGGUAAAUGA